Messenger RNA from Exophiala oligosperma, 2523 nucleotides. RefSeq lists its product as uncharacterized. The coding region runs from base 1 to 2319 and encodes 772 amino acids. Gene Ontology annotation, molecular function: DNA-binding transcription factor activity, RNA polymerase II-specific; DNA binding; zinc ion binding. NCBI's taxonomy places the organism in Eukaryota, Fungi, Ascomycota, Eurotiomycetes, Chaetothyriales, Herpotrichiellaceae. Gene Ontology annotation, biological process: regulation of DNA-templated transcription; DNA-templated transcription. Gene Ontology annotation, cellular component: nucleus. The record is from RefSeq and is a predicted model, not a curated record. The transcript is spliced from 4 exons.
AUGGCGAGUCAUCCACGCGCUACUUCCCCCUCCGCAUCUGAAUCCGAAUCCGGGGAAGAUGAUCGAGACAGCCCCAGGAAACGGAAGAGGCCGAUGAACGUCACUCCGCUUGCGGAAAAUAGUUGCGAGGCCUAUCGUAUCCAGCCUGCCUGUGGCUGGUGUACUCGUAACGAUCACCCAUGUGAAUACAGAGAACGCAAAAAGCCGGGCCUGAGAGCUGGCUAUGGUCGUGAACUCGAAGGACGGCUUGAUCGACUGGAGUCUCUUCUCUAUGAGCAAGGUCGUCAACUAGCCGCUCAUCUAGCAGAAGCAUGCACCAUCACCACCACAGGUACAGUCAACACGAACAUCUCAAGAACAUCUCAAGGUCAAGGUAUUACGCCCGAGACUCAACACCGAAACUCUUUCGAUCCCCAAACGGCCACUUUCGCUAGUGAUGCCGAUUAUUCUCAGCCGGUAGUUGAUCCCAAGUUGAAUUCAGCAACUUCUCGCCACGGAUCAUUGCAGUUUCAACCCGGCCAACAAGCACUCUCUGACCAAGCCAUUCCUCCGCCACAGAAUCAUUAUACUCCAUCUGUGCAUUCUCAUCCAAUCACUUCACCCCAUUCCACGAGCGCAUAUCAUGGAACACAGAUUUUCAAUGAGCAUGCUACUAUGCUGCCUCCUUAUGAUCUCUUGUACUCCCUCGUUGAUCUCUAUUUCAAACAUGUCAACAACUGGCUGCCCUUGUUGGACAGGAAAACAACCCUCGACACUCUCUUCGGGCCAUCAACGUUAGACGAAUCUGAUCGAGUCCUUUUGCAUGCCAUUGUGGCAACGACCCUCAGGUUUUCACAGGAUCCUCGACUGACACCCGAGAGCCGCCAACACUACCAUGACACAUCAAAACAGCGUGUUCAAUUAUUCGGUCUUGAGAAUUCCAAUGUCAGGGGACUUCAGGCACUAGUCAUUCUGGCGCUGGAUGUGACCGGAAGUACAAAUGGACCACCAGCGUGGAAUUUGCUGGCACUGAUUAGCAGAAGCAUGGUGCAGCUGGGCCUUGCCGUAGAAUCAAGUUCAAAUCUUGCUUCGCCGAUGUAUCCAUCGAUCGCGACCUUGAGGGCAUCAGUACUGCCAGACGCCAGAAGCUGGAUCGAAGACGAAGAAAGACGUCGACUCUUCUGGGCCGUCUACCUUCUUGAUCGAUAUGCCACCAUAGCGACAGCAUUCGAGUUCGCACUCGACGAGAAAGAGGUCGACCGGCGCUUGCCCUGUCGAGAUGACCUCUUUGCGGCGAACAAACCUGUCGAGACUCGAUGGUUUCGCCCUCCAGAACGGCCUCGUUACACCACUGGGAUGGCUGAUACCCAUGGUCAUUUUUCAUACCAUUGCGAGCUGAUGGCUAUUCUGGGACAGAUCCACCAGUUUCUGAAGCGGCCCGUUGACAUUGGAUCUCUUUCCGACGUAGAACAAUGGCAAGGCUCGUAUCGUGGCCUAGACAGCGACCUCAAUGCCUGGCAUUUCAGUCUGCCUGACGAGUUCGCUAACAUCACUCGGCUGCUCAAAUCGAACGUGCCUGCUAAAAAUACCAAUUGUGGCUGGAUCAUGCUCCAAGCAGCCUACUGUUUGACGGUCAUUCGGUUAAAUUCCUCCGCGGCAUACCCUAGCCAGACGUCGCCGAUUUUCUCCUCUUCCUACAGUGCUAUGCAACGUUGCCUAUCAGCAGUAGAGAACUUGAGACAGCUCUGCAGGUUUGUCAAGCUCAGUGGUCUACUUGACAAACUUGGCCCCCCCUUCGGUUUCGCUAUAUGGGUGGGUUCUCGUGUUAUGCUUGUUCAUGGAUCCACGAUGGAUCACGAAGUGGACCCUGACAUUGACUUUUUCGUCACGACUCUUGCCGAGAUGGGUGAAUAUUGGACGGUCGCGAAGAGGUAUAGCGAGAUUCUGAGCAGAGUUUUGGGAGAGUACCGACAGUCGCAGCGGGCGAGCGGCAUGACAGGGGAGAUGAUGACCCCGUCUAGUGUGAAGAUACUUGCCGACAUGCGCCGAUGUGCCUAUGACCUUGACUUCCUGAUCUCUCGUCAACCACAUGCUGCUGCGGUCAAGUCCUAUCACCCCACCCGGGCCAAUACGCCGGCUCAAAACGAACUCGAGUAUCUUGACGUAUUCGACCUAUUCAACUUUCCACGCUUGCCGAUGGGCCAGGAAGGCCUAGAACAAGGGAAUGGACAGGGGCUAGGUCCUACGGCGACCCCAGACCUUGGGGCGAUGAAUGUGUCAAUGAAUCCCAAUUUCGCGGUGCCCAAUCCCGAAGCCGAUUGGCUUUUCCGCACUGGCUAAGAAGUGCUUCUGCUUUUUCUGAUGAGGUCAAGUUGUGGUCUGAGGAAAGAAGUUUCCACGCCAGGAGGAUACGUUCCGAGUGUUAGGGUCGAUCGACCAAUUCUAUACCUCAUACGGUAAACACAUGGGCGUCAGAUUUCUCGUCUCGCAGCUUACAGCAUCGUGGUUACUUCGCAAUACUUUUUGCAGAGGAUGAUACUCGGG